Messenger RNA from Didymosphaeria variabile, 651 nucleotides. RefSeq lists its product as uncharacterized. The record is from RefSeq and is a predicted model, not a curated record. The transcript is spliced from 3 exons. Gene Ontology annotation, biological process: carbohydrate metabolic process. The coding region runs from base 1 to 651 and encodes 216 amino acids. Gene Ontology annotation, molecular function: chitin binding. Lineage: Eukaryota; Fungi; Ascomycota; Dothideomycetes; Pleosporales; Didymosphaeriaceae.
AUGGCAUCACCCGCUUCUUACUGGUAUCUUCGAGGUUUCAAUCUUCAAGAGAUGGAGCCGUAUCUCGACUGGUUCAACGUGAUGACCUACGACAUCCACGGCGUCUGGGAUGCCAAGAUUGACAGCCCUGGCCCUUAUGCUCAGGCACAUACAAACCUGACCGAGAUCAAGAUGGGUCUCGAGCUCCUAUGGCGCAACAAUAUCAACCCAGAACGCGUUACACUUGGACUUGGCUUUUACGGACGUAGCUUCACGAUGAAAGAUCCUGGGUGCAUGGAGGCCGGCUGCGAAUUUUCCGAAGGCGCGAAUGGUGGCUCCUGCACUGGAACGCCUGGCGUUUUAUCGGCAGGUGAGAUCAAUGAGAUCAUCAAAAACGGCGCCAAAAUCACGUACGAUGAAGAGGCCGCCGUGCAGAUUGUCACCUGGGACUCGGACCAGUGGGUAUCUUUUGACGAUACUAAGACGCUGGGAAUGAAGGUUGAUUUUGCUAAUCAGCAUUGUCUAGGAGGGACCAUGGUCUGGGCUAUAGAUUUAGAUGAUGGCUCGCUCACCAAAGCUCUUGGAGAGAACAUUCAACGACCUGAGCUACCCACAUAUUCGCCGAGGUAUUACUUCGAGUGUGGCAACAUUCCUGAUAAAUCAGAAUUGUAG